AAAUUUCUAUCAUCUAGAGAAAAGCUAUAAAUUUUAAUGAAGCUCGUAUAGAAGAAAAGCUAUUCGGCCCAUAUAAAAGAUAUAGGCCUAACAAAAAAGGGCAAAACCCAAAAUAAGAAUAGUUUUCAGCUUCGAUUCAUUUUUCCGGGCCUCCGGCCACCGAGAAAUCGAGAAAUUAUGGCGAUUCGAUCGCUGAGAAGAGCGGUGUUGAGAGCUCUGAGCCCUCUACAAUCGUCGUCUUCUUUAAUACCAGCAACGCAAAACUCAUCGCUGUUUUCUCUCUCUAACUACUCAGCUGAACCCUCAACUUCUGCCAGUUAUUCGUGCCCAAAUUUCUCGUGCAAUAGCAUCCCCUGCCGCCGUCUCUCCUCUCUCACUGAGGAGGAAUCUCACGGCCCCGCCGCGGUUAACUAUUGCUCUUUGUUGACGGAAGAAGAGUAUCACAAGCUGGCUAAUUCCACCAUCCAUGAUCUACUUGAGAAGCUCGAGGAAUAUGGUGACUCCGUGGACAUUGGUGGAUUUGACGUUGACUAUGGGAAUGAGGUCCUGACUUUGAAGCUUGGGGAUUUCGGGACUUGUGUCAUAAACAAGCAAACGCCAAAUAGACAGAUUUGGAUGUCAUCUCCAGUGAGUGGUCCGUCUCGUUUUGACUGGGAUCAGAAAGCUGAAGCUUGGAUUUAUAAGCGAACGAAGCAAAACCUUUUUAAAGUACUGGAAACCGAGCUAGAAAAGCUGUGCAAGAAACCUAUCAGCCUUUCUUGAGCUUCCUAAAACAAUACAUUCUCUACAUGAAACUUUUUCUUCCAUGAAACCCGUUAUGCUACUCCCGACUACUCCCAUCAACUCCCUAUUUCCCUUCUUCUCGUCUCUUCAUCCUCACCCCAUUUCCCGUUACAUAUGGCAGCCCCACAUCCUCAUAGCAGUCGCAAUCUAGUAUGUAUUACGGCAAGUUAUGUAUAUUGGCUAACUCAAAGGCCUGCUACACCAGCACGAACAUGAUUGCACAUCCCCAGAGAGUCAAGAUGGUUUAUGCUAUCAUUUUUAACAUACGUAAUUCUUGCCUUAUCUCGUGUGAGGGCAUCGACUUCCGACUGCUGCUGCUAUUUUUCUUAGGUGGUGGACACUACAUGUUCUUGAAAGUAGUGAGGUUUUUUUUGGAGAUUGUGAUCUGUGAAACAUUCAUUUCUUGCAGCAAGUAAGCGUCUAAUUCUGCUUACAUUUCCUCUCUUUUGCUGAAGCAUAAACCCUUUCUUCAUUUUGGCCACACUUUUUGUGUUUUUCUGGAUUGAGAGUGAUACAUACUUAGAGAAAGCAACAGUACAUAUCCAUAACUCCAAUAACAAUUUAGUGUAUAAAUCGGUCAACUAUUAAUUCCAAUCAACAAACCUAUGUAGCUUCUCAA
Messenger RNA from Salvia miltiorrhiza (redroot sage), 1402 nucleotides. Its product is annotated as frataxin, mitochondrial-like. The record is from RefSeq and is a predicted model, not a curated record. Bases 178 to 762 code for a protein of 194 amino acids. Gene Ontology annotation, biological process: intracellular iron ion homeostasis; iron incorporation into metallo-sulfur cluster. Lineage: Eukaryota; Viridiplantae; Streptophyta; Magnoliopsida; Lamiales; Lamiaceae. Gene Ontology annotation, molecular function: ferroxidase activity; 2 iron, 2 sulfur cluster binding; ferric iron binding. The transcript has 6 exons. Gene Ontology annotation, cellular component: mitochondrion.